AUGUACAGCUGGCCGCCGCACAUCCCCCUGGCUCGAGACGCAUCGAACUUCAAGGGCCAGAUCCUACAUUCCUGCACAUUCACCGAUCGCAAGGUUGCAUCAGGCAAGAAGGUCGUCGUCGUCGGGGGUGGCAAGUCUGCAGUUGACAAUGCAGUUUCCGCCGCCAAGGAAGGCUCCCAAACUACCCUUGUAUGCAGGUCGUGGCAUUGGCCGGUGCCGCGUUACUUGCUGAACUUGGUCCCUUUCAAGUAUGCGACCUAUAGCCGCUUCGGGCAUUGGUUCGUGCAUCCUCACCACGGAGAAGGCGCCACUUCUACAUGGUUCCAUGGUACUUGUGCUCCGGUGAAGUGGCUGUGGUGGCGUGCUGUCGAAUUCAUGUUCCGUGGCCAGUUCCAGAUUCCCAGCAGCAUGAUUCCCGAGGAAGGCAUUGAGACAGACCUAUUCAGCGGCGGGCAGAUCUUGAAUUACGAUUUCCGAGACAUGCUCAACUCCGGGAAAAUCCAGACAAUUUGUGGCGCAAUCGACAAGUUCACUGGAACAGGUGUCGUGCUCGUCGACGGGAAAGAGUUGGACGCAGACAUGGUGAUUUACGGAACAGGCUUCGGGAAGAACUAUGAUAUUUUCGACAAGGUCAUCCAGAAAAAGCUCAACAUUCAGAAGGACGGGCUGUACCUGUACCGCAACGUCAUCCCACCUCAGGUGCCGGAUGUGGCCUUUAUUGGUUGCGAGGUGGCCACCUUCAACAAUAUCUUGACGCACGGCCUCCAGGCGCUCUGGCUUCAGAAGAUGCUCUCCGGCCAGAUGCGGCUGCCGAAGCCAGGUUCUAUGGAGAAAGCUAUCCAGAAGGAGCUUUCAAGCAUGGAAGAGAACAUGGAUGCCGCCAGCGAGUGCCCGCGCAAGCUUGUAUCAGCUACACAUGCAUCGUCUGUCGAUGUCGCGCUGAUCUGCGUGACCGACCCGCUCGAUAUCGCCUCUCUGUGGCAGUCGGCGAGGAGGGAUCUGAGCAACACGUCUGCGAUGGCUUCGAGUGGAGUGGCGGAUAGACCAGAUUUAGGCGUUAGGUUAGUCAUGGCUGUGCAGCCGCCGUUGGCUAUGGCGAUUGCAGGGUCGUGCUGGCCAGCAGUCGGAAGGGCCUUGUCCUCACCCGGGGGCCUCCGAAACUCGGGGAGCACUCCCAGCUGUGGCCAGCCAAAGCGUGGCGAGCAAUCGGCACACAGGCAUGUUCGCCUGACCUUAGCCGCAGCGGGCGCAGGGGCUGCAAGGGCGGCGGCUGCAGCAGUCGAGGCACCGCCGGUCGAGCGUCGGGCACGAAGGCGGAGAACUCGUCGUCGGCAGCCUGCACAACCGGAAGAGGAAUCCACAACGCAGGAACAGGAGGAAGAAGAAGCGCCUGCAAAGGCAUCCGAAGCCAGCGACAGUCAGGAGAUCUUCUUUAAGCCAUACCCUGCGCACUGGAGGCAAGGUCAGCUUACCAGCGGGCUCCAAAGUGGGCAGCUGCUAGUCGGGGAGCUGAGGCAGAUGCUCAACUCGCGGACGCUGGGUGUCGUUUACGUCCCGGACGCGGGGGAGUUCCUCAUUUCAGGCCAAAAUGCCAUGAACCGUGCCGUUGACGGAGACAUAGUCAUUAUCGAAAAGCUGCGAGCUUCCGAGGCCAAGCGGGGACGACGACAAGAGUUGAAGGGAAAGGCACUGAAGGAUGGCAACGACGUUGUGGUCAUGAUGGGCAAGCCAGCUGCGACUAUCGUUGCCAUCAAAAAGAGAUCCCAGAGAGAGGUGGGUGGAACAAUUUAUGCCAUCGAUGCUCUGGAGGAGAAGCGGGAGCUUCUCUGGAAGACCAAAGGCGUGGAGCAGGAUGACUGUCUCUUCGUCCCGGCGGACAGCAGAUUCCCGGACAUGUUGGUCAAAGUCACGCCCGAGAAGUACGAGGAUCAGCGGGUCACCGUCAUACUCAACACUUGGCAGCAGUUCUGCCCAUAUCCUCGAGCACGCUUCUCGCGGAGUCUGGGCAAGAUUGGGGACGUAGAGGUUGAGACGGAGAUGAUCUUGCUGGAGUUCAACGUCAAGGACGAGCCCUUCACAGAGGAAGUGCUGAGCUGCCUUCCACCGGAAGACUUCGCGCCGUCAGAGGAGGAUUUCAAAGGUCGCAUGGACUUUCGAGAUGUGUGCGUAUUCUCGAUCGAUCCUCCCGGUUGUGAAGACGUCGAUGACGCCCUGAGCUGCGAGCAGCUGGACAACGGCAACUUCCGCAUUGGGGUCCACAUCGCCGAUGUGACCCGGUUCGUGAAGCCGGAGACCGAGUUGGAUCGGGAGGGCGCAGAGCGGAGCACAUCCGUCUACCUUGUCAACAGGCGAGUGGACAUGCUGCCCAAGCUUUUGACAACGGAGAUCUGCUCCUUGAGAUUUGACGGCAAGGACCAUUUGACCUUUUCUGCGGUUUUCGAGCUGACCCCGGAUGCGGAAAUGGUCAGUGCGCAAUUCAACAAGGCUGUGAUUCGAUCCAGAGGGGCUCUUUCCUACAAGGAGGCUCAAGAAAGGUUGGACUCCGAUCCAGCGGAUGACCAGUCGGAAGUCACCGUGGCCAUCCGCAACCUCUGGGCUCUUGCCCAAAAGCUUCGGUCAAAGAGGAUCGAGGACGGAGCCUUGAACUUGGAGAGCGGUGAGCUGAAGUUUGAGCUCGAUUCAGAGAAUCAAACUGCUGUCAACGUCUUCCAGUACCAAACCUACGACACCAAUCGCCUCAUCGAGGAGUUCAUGCUCCUGGCGAAUCGGAGAGUGGCGGAGGAGAUCAGUGGCUGCUGGGACAAGACGAGCGUUCUGCGACGGCAUCCGCCGCCGAAGGAGGAGAGCAUGGACGACUUGGUGACCCUACUGGAUGCUUACGGGAUCAAAGACUUCAAGCAUGCCACGAACAAGGAGCUCCAGAGGUCUCUGGACACUGUGGACAAGCCAGACGACCCCUUCUUCAACAGGCUGGUGCGCAUUCUUUCUACGCGCUGCAUGGAGCCAGCGAGGUAUUUCUGCACUGGAGAUGGAGAGCUCCAGAAGAGUCAGUGGGCGCAUUUCGGUUUG
Symbiodinium necroappetens is the source of this 3069-nucleotide messenger RNA. The record is from the annotation of a GenBank genome assembly. NCBI's taxonomy places the organism in Eukaryota, Dinophyceae, Suessiales, Symbiodiniaceae.